Molecule: messenger RNA, 2064 nt
Organism: Meira miltonrushii
Lineage: Eukaryota; Fungi; Basidiomycota; Exobasidiomycetes; Exobasidiales; Brachybasidiaceae
Exons: 1
Coding region: 1-2064 (687 amino acids)
Source: RefSeq, a predicted model, not a curated record
AUGGCAAUCCAUUCAUUACAAUCAAAAGGAGAUGGGCCUCCUUCAGCAAUCGAAGCAAGAUUAUUGGAAACACGCAGGAAGCUAGUUGGACUUGCUAAACCUGCUGAUCCUUUGACAACAGAAAACGCAGCAGGACCAUCAACAAUAACACAUCCGUUCUACGACAAUCACAGUAGAAAUUUUGAUCGAUCAUCUAUACAAUCAACCAUCGCAGAUCUUCAAAAGGGAUUGAAGUCUUUUCUAUCCGAUGCAAGCAGGGAAAAUUCAUCUGACGCAAGCAACGUCUACCCUUCAAAUGGUACGGAUUUCACCAUUGCGGUUGGUGCUGAAGGAGGAACAGAUACAGAAGCACUGAAAAAGUCGAAUGACCGCAAGUCGCUACUCGUAAGUCUUUUACGGGAGCAGAGCAACCAUUCUUUGGCUGUGUCUAGGAUACGUGAUGACCUUGAUAGUCUGAUAGGAGGGGAGGAGAUGAAGAGUGUUGCUUCAUUAGAGGCAUUAAUGAUAUGCGCUCUUUCUUUGGAAGAUAAUGUGGCUAAUUCGUGGCCAACAAACAACUUGGAAGAUGCAUCAAAAGGUUUGGAUGAUGCAGUACAUGCCUUUGAGUCGAUCGCAAAGGAGAUGCAGCUUGAAUCGUUCGCAGACCAACACGAAUCAUCCUCAAUAUCGGGCACUGAACAGCAAAGACGGGCGAAAGAGUAUACGAUCACAUUUGCAGCACGCAUUCUCGUCAUUGAUGUGGAUUUGACUUUGGAACAGGACAAUCAAAUUUGGGUGCCGAAGUCCAAAGUCAGAAUUUCUUAUGCAACUGAUAGCUCGAACGGGAAUGAUGCGAAUCGAUUUCGAAAUGCAAAUUUGGCAGAGUUGCUUGGAAAAGACGUUCAGGCGAUCGCUGCUGCCAUUUUUGGAUGUACAGAAGGCGAUCGAAGAAAGGACGCUGCAAGGCAUCUGGGACGAUUACAGUCUACCGUCAAAGCUUUGAAGAGACUGGAUGACUUGAGUGAGACGGUCACAGUGUCGGGCUAUCCUGACUUGUUUGCUCUGAUGGAAGAUAUUGGAACGGAAAAGUUGUCAAACUGUAUCUCCUCUUCCAAUACCAACGAUAAGAUUAUCAGUCGGCAACAUGAUGGCUACUCAUAUGCUACGAUCCUCUUGCACGGGAGCACAACCUCAGAGUUAAGGGAAGAGGCAGAAUCGAAGACAUACAUGCUGAGAUUGGAUAUCGGGAAUUCAACAUUAAUUGCUGACGCUAAUACAGAUGAUGAUGAGAUGAAGUUACCCAAGUUGCAGACAUCGAAAGAAGAUCCAUCCUUGCAAUUUUUGAUUCGCUUGGAGCCAGCUCUGGGAAUUGGAUUGCAAGACGUGCGAAGGAUAUCGAAGAUUAUUGGUCUUGAACCAAAAGAAGGUCUUGCAAAAAGCAAUACUUAUUCACAAGAUGACAACCUCGUAAAGCGGAUCGGUCUUUUUCGUCUUGCACAGACUCAAUUCAGUCAAAUUGAAGUGGAAGAGGAGGAGGAGGCUGUAUAUGUUAAUUGCAUCCCUAUUGCCUCCUUCAAACAGCUAUCGGAAAUUUUACCAAUCUUACAAGAACAGGUCAUUCUCAACGAGAUUACUUCUUCCAUCCAGGCCGGAGCUGGCCAAAAUGAUGAAGAACAAUUGACUACCCAAUCUGCAAAAGUCUCUUUCAAUCGUUCAGAAAACAGAAAGCCAAUCAUUCGCAUUCGCAUCGAUCUGGAAGGUGAACCCAGUAAAACUCUAUCCGUAAGUCUUCAAAGGCUAGACGAAGAAUGGCUCUUGGAAGGCGGUCUCGCUGACAAUGAUGGCAACACAAUUCAAACUCUCACAACAAAAGAUGCAACUCACAUCGCUGCCCUUCUAGAGCAACCCAAAAGCGGUCUUCGUGGUGCAAUUGAAAGUCUGCGCGAAUGGGCAGCUGAAGGUGCGUUUGAGUCAUCGGCUCCUGUAGUCAAGAGAUUAAAGAGGCGAUCGAGUGAAGCUGGCCUUUCAGAAGGCAACGCUGAUUCUGUUCGACCUACCAAUCGACCUAGAAACGAAGAUGCUUAG